CGCACGUUUCUGCGCGCACCCCCAAACACCGCUUAGUGACAAUUGGUCGAGGGUGUACUAUGCGUACGGUGUCGAGAGGACGAGGUGUAUGUUCGUGUAAAUCGUGCGAAACGUUGUCAAAAUCGUGAAUUUCCUCGCGAGAAAAUCGACCGCGGUGAAAGGACUCGGAACGAGCUGGCCUCUUCUUUGUGAAGUGCCUUUUGUUGUGAACGCUGGAGGGGUAGACUUUCUUUCAUGCAUCCGCGAUCGUCGCCGCUGUUGAAAGCGGCAAAAGGGUGAGUGGCUGAGAAGAGGGGGAAAGGAAAGUAGCGCCAGGCGGACAUGAGGCGCGCGCGUUUCCCGCGCGAUGCACGUGAGUACAGUACGAAGUGAGGCGAGUGACAACACGAACGGGGAAACGUCAAGUGCCGCGCGACGAAACUGCGUUCGCCGCACUUCACGACGUAUAUCGGUAUAUACGUCGACGCGAUUUCGGAAAAACGGCGACUAUAGCGGAAUGACAUUCGUGCGAUUCGACCUGAUGAAAGAUCUUCGAGCGAGACGAUGACGCGUUACGAGGACGCACUCUUCGUUCCCUUAUCCCGCGUGGCGUAAACAGAUUCGCGAGUGUUGUGAUGAGCUGAAAAUUUAAAACAGCUCCGUUUCGUGUGUCAUUAAAUAUGUGCCGGUCGUUGUUCGUUGAUUUAUCAGUGAUUUACUUAUCGCGUUAAAGUACAUCGUUUCACACGAUCGAGAUUUAAUGUGUUAGACCUUAAAAGAGUCCGUAAAUACGUGUUUAUAUACCUGCCUCAGUGGACAUUAGCAGAAGCGUGAUUAUCUUAUCUAUACGGUAAACGGAAGGCGAAAGUGAAGUGAUCCAUUUAGAAAAGAUUACCGAAGUUAAUAGACCAGGAUAAUAGCUGUUUAUUUGCUAAUAGAAGCCUACAAUUUUGCUAUUCGAUGGUGGUUUGAGUAUUGUUCAAUAUGUCACUUUGAAUGUACCGUUCAUGUGACAUUCAGUAGAAGGCGAGAUAGUCCGUACCGGAAAUCCAAGAGUCCAAAUUUGCCAGAAGAAGUCUUUAAAGUCAGUUAAAUGAACGACGUCCUUAGCAUGAUGGAGGACAUCGACAGCAUGCACGUCGUCAAGACGCCAUGCAUCUCCAUCAACAGCAUCUCUCAUGACAGUGCCGACAGCGGCUAUCUGUCCAUUAUAACACCUCAAACCAGCGGCUGUACCCCAAAGAUAGCUGGUUAUCGCACGCGUUCGUCUACCGGCGCAUUGUUCUCCACCAAGAAGCAUAGAUAUCGUCCGGAUCCCUUCUUGUGCGAAAAGGUACUGAGGCAUCGCUCCAAAUUCAAUUAUCGUCUAAACACCUCCGAGUUCCACAAUACUCUGGAUUAUCUCGUAUCUGAGAAGUCCGUCGAACAGGACUCUGUAUUGGAACCGUCGUGCACGCACGAUAACCAGAAUCUCAGUUUGGUGCAUUCUACCCCAAGCUGUGCAAACAAUGAAUUCGACAGGCCGCUCAGGAACAGGAGGAAUUGGAGGACCACGGUGCCUGUCACCCCCGCGUCCACGGAUUUCCAAAUCCUCUCUCCACCCCCGUCACCGGCGGUACCCUCUUCAUCUGACGUAGCCUCGGAGCCCAUCCUGGAGGAUGCGGAAAUGAAGCUAGUCUAUACGCCACAUGGUAAAUCGCAACAGGUCAGGACGCCGCCGAAACUCAAAGUUUUGAUCCCGCGAGUUGUGAUCUCACCGAUUCAUAUGAGAAACAGUCCCAUCAUAACGUCAGCGGAUAAUCGUAAGUUGCGCGAACUGCGUAUCACGGAUUUGGCUGCCUCAUCCGAGAUUAAGCCCAAGAAGCUGGACUUCAGCCAUCGCGGUCUAUGUGUGUCGCUGCGGAAUAGCCGAAGAUUUACUUUUGACUAUACGGGAAGAGAGAAAGUGGAUUUCCUAUCUCUUCUUGGAGAAGAAAGCAACCAUUUGAAUCUAGUGUCGAAAAUCUUAUCUUUUCUCACGUCUCAAGAUCUGUGCUCGGUCAGUAUGGUAUCCAGAGUGUGGAGGAAGAUCUGCAAAAGUGAUUCGUGUGCCAAUAAACGAAAAAUGAGUUUUAUCAUGCGUAAGAACACCAUCAAGGAGAACUUGUGGCUGUUCGCAAUGGCGAAGAAGGCGAAGCGUGAAGAGGAUAUACAGACGAGCCCUAAGAGCAGACGUUAUGUUCGGAAAGGAUACUUGCUGGAUGUACAGAAUUUGCUGCAGGUUCCAGUACAGCCAAAUAGUCCACCUGUAUCACCGAGCAAAAUUAAAUUUCAUUCCUUCGUCAAGGCUAGUCGUACGCUUGCUAGUGGUGAAUAUCUGUUGCCAUGUCCGAGGUGCAGCUUUCCUUGUCAUGUGGAUAGCGAGAAGAACGUGGGUGCCUGUUCGAGGCAGGGUUGUUCCAUCGAGUUUUGCAUCUCAUGCUCGUCGAAACCACACAUUGGUCCGUGUAAGACGCCCUUACUGGCCACCCCGACGAAACGCAACAACAAACGUCUGAUCGCCGGCUCGAGACAGAGCAAACGGAAUUUGCGUCGAUUGUAAAUCGAUUCCUUUUCCUUUGGUCGAGGAGAGAAGAACUAGUCUAGUUACAGAAUUGCGUCGGCACUCUAUCGAGUGGAAAAGCAAACGUACAUUAUAGAUAAAAUGUGUAUAUUAUAAACGUCGACAGCGUCAAGAGCGAUUUUAUAGUCUAAUUUGAAAGAUAAAUUAAUAUUCUAGUGAUUAAUUUUCCCGGCUAGUUUAUGGCGAACAUUUAAAUGGAAUGGAUGCGACGUGCUUGUUGCGUAUAGAAAUGAAUUUGAUUGCACAUCGCAGCGAUACGACACAUCUUUAUAGUUUGAAAAACGCCUUAAGAGUGUAUAGUUUGAAAAACGCCUUAAAAGUGUAUAGUUUGAAAAACGCCUUAAGGGUGUUUUCGUAUAGACGAUAUUAGCCUACGAGGUGGUAUAAGCGUAUUUAACUGCCGUAAAUGCCGCUCGUGAAUAAUUUUUAAAUGUCAUAAAAUCCACGAACACUCUAAUUCGCCCCGUUCUGUCGACAUUAGUUGAAGGGGCUGGAUACUGAAGUAUAACUUAAAUCUCUCGAACGACAUCGACGGAUACGUAAUCGAAUCCUUCUCCAGUCCUCCUCCUCGUCGAUCCUCAGAGUAAAUUCCGCCCUGAGCGAUGCAACUCGGCAGCGGACAAAAGUACGAGCGAGAAAGAAGGAGAGAGAACGAGAGUCAAGGGGGAGAGUAUCCUGGGACACUAAAAGAAAAGAAAAAAAUGCGAAAAUGGGAGGGAAGGGAGAAAUGAGAAGCCAUAAAGGUAACGAUCGUAAAACCACGUAAGGUACCGGCGAAACACUUUGCGUCGCCCGGAUAUUCCGCUUUUUACCGGGCGCUCUUAGCUCCCUAAUGAAAACGGGGAGAGAGUUGGCCAGGGGCCCGCGUGCGUUUCUUGUGGCUGGGGCCUGUCCGCAGAAACCACUCUUUCUCUCACAGGAAUCAUAAAACACGGUAACCGUCGGAACGAUCACGAAUUCCGUCACGAUGUCUGUCAAGACGCGAGCAAGACGAAUUCUCAUUCGUCUAAUGGCUUGAUUCUAUUUAUCAUUUUUUCAUAAAUAUUAGAAACAUACUGAGUUUCUAUCUUUUCUGGCGAAUAUUUUGUUUCUAUUUUAACCUUACGCAACAAGACACGAACAGUUUAAAUAAUCCUUUAUUCUUAACAGAAUAUUUAAUACUGAAUUCGCAAAAAGAGAAAAGGGUGAGAAUGGGAUGGAUUAUGAUAAAAUCUAGUAACUAUCUCGAGAUAUGAUUUAAAUUAUUUGAUAUGAUAUUCAACACAUGAUAUUCAACGAUAACAAAUGAGAAAGAUUUAGGAUGAGAAAACAGAUGUAUGCCUUUAAAUUCCCAAUUUGUAGCAUGUAAUUUUCUCUCUUUUGUAUGUCGAGUAGACAUUGUUAAAAUUUUAUAAGAGUCCACAUUCUCUUUUUUCCGACGCGAAUCUGUAAAUAUCAUACUCUCGCUUAAUUCGUUCAAUAAGUAUUAUCGAAAUUGCAUAGUAAUAGAUGGAUGCAAGUGUGCGAGAAAUAAUGAGUGCCAGAAUAGGAAGUGAGAACAGAAAAAAUGAAUA
Molecule: messenger RNA, 4134 nt
Organism: Acromyrmex echinatior (Panamanian leafcutter ant)
Lineage: Eukaryota; Metazoa; Arthropoda; Insecta; Hymenoptera; Formicidae
Biological process (GO): regulation of mitotic nuclear division; negative regulation of meiotic nuclear division
Cellular component (GO): nucleus
Molecular function (GO): protein binding
Source: RefSeq, a predicted model, not a curated record